UUCUUUAUUUUUUUGGGGAGUGCCUGUUCUCGCGAGAGCUGGAAAGGGCGCAGCGUUUGAAACAUGGCGGACGACGUAGAUCAGCAACAGACUACCAACACUGUAGAGGAGCCCCUGGAUCUCAUCAGGCUCAGUUUGGACGAGCGAAUUUAUGUGAAGAUGAGAAACGACCGAGAGCUUCGAGGCAGAUUACAUGCUUAUGAUCAACAUUUAAAUAUGAUCCUGGGAGAUGUAGAAGAAACUGUGACGACGAUAGAGAUUGAUGAAGAGACAUAUGAAGAGAUAUAUAAAUCAACAAAACGCAACAUCCCCAUGCUCUUCGUCCGGGGAGACGGUGUUGUUCUAGUUGCCCCUCCGCUGAGAGUUGGCUGA
Molecule: messenger RNA, 372 nt
Organism: Acomys russatus (golden spiny mouse)
Lineage: Eukaryota; Metazoa; Chordata; Mammalia; Rodentia; Muridae
Gene: Lsm3
Product: LSM3 homolog, U6 small nuclear RNA and mRNA degradation associated
Exons: 4
Coding region: 64-372 (102 amino acids)
Biological process (GO): mRNA splicing, via spliceosome; P-body assembly
Cellular component (GO): precatalytic spliceosome; catalytic step 2 spliceosome; Lsm1-7-Pat1 complex
Molecular function (GO): RNA binding
Source: RefSeq, a predicted model, not a curated record